ACAGUCUGUUCCGACGCGAGUAACCGUUCGCAUCAUUUUACAUCUACGCGCGUUCGUGCCACGCGCACACAAGUUACUUGAUAUGAUAUUUCUCUGAUGGUUACUAUAUCAUGAAUUCAUGAUAUUAAAAUGUCAUCAUAUUGCCGUAUUACUGGAAAGAGCCGUGGUUUGCCAAAACCGAAUUAUUUCYCAUUGCUACCACCUAUAUCGCCGGCAGAUGCAAAACGUUUCUGUCGCAUAACUGGAAAGUCAUAUGGGCUGCCUGCACAUCAUUAUAUACCAGUGUUAGUUGGACGAAAAAAAACAAAAUCUGAUCCUAAACAUGUAYUGAUAAAUGGAUAUCGGUAUGUAUUUCCAAUAAUAGAUGGAUGUUUAGAGUUAUCAGAUGUAUUAAAAACGAAGAGCACGGAUGAUCGUAGGUAUGUGUACGCGGUGGAUAAGCGUAGAUGUAGUCUCGUAUUUCCAACCAGCUUAGAAAAUGCGGUUAGAGAUGGAGAUGUCAAAGAUGUCAUGAUGUCAGAAACCAAAGACACCGUUCUUCUAAAGCUGCGUAAAGGUAAAACCGUAGAGUUAGAAAUCAAAGACAUGGAAGUAGCUGGAGUGAUGUUGAUGGAAGGCGAAGGGUUUCGGAACAGACCCAAACAGAAAAAGCCUAUCAAAGAAGAUUGGAGAAGGAAAAUAUUUGAAGACAAAGAAAAAGAAAGUGACGCUGAACUAGAACAGGAAGAAUUUAAAUCAAAACGGAUAACAUUUUUAGCAGGUCAGGGAAAACAAAUAGAACCUAUUGAAUCUACACCAAAAAUUAUGAAUACAAAAUCUUUAAAUGUUUCAAAAGUAAAAAAUAUUGUCAAACCAAUAACAAAAAAUAUAAUACUCGGGCAAAACAAAAAUAAUUUAAAACUUCAAACCCACAUAUUACCCACUCCAAUAUCAAUUGAACCAAAUGUCAUAAAUCUCGGUUCUGCAUUUCCUGGUGUUAUACAUCAGACUUUUCUUAAUGAAACUACUCUUACUAAUUUACCAAUCGUUCCGGUAAUAUCRCCAAUAAAACCUUUGAUAAAUAAUUUUAAUAAACUCCCAAUGAUUUUGCCUGAUAUAGAAUCAUGUGCAAUUGAAGACAUAUUAAUUGAAGAUAAUAUAAAGAAAUUAUUAACUAUUAAAGAAAUUAAUUUAUUCAUUGAAAAUAUUCAAAUGGGUUCUCAAAAAAAUAUUUYUACAAGUCAAGGAACAACUAAAAUAUUUAAAUUAGAUAUUAACAAUGCUGAAAGAUAUGUACCAGGACAAUAUGUAAAAACUGAAGACGGUGAAAAAUUUGUACCUGGCAAAAUUAUUGACACAGCUAAUGGAAAACGAUUUGUGCAUGGUGUUAUUGUCCAAACAUCAGACGGACCAAAAUUUCUUCCUGGACAAAUUAUUGAAAAUUCUGGAAAAUCUAUAUUCGUUGUUGGUCAAAAUAUUGUAACACGAGAAGGAGAAUCAUUUGUUCCAGGACAAACGAUUAAAAUAGAUGGUGAGACUAGAUUUGUGCCYGGACAAACAGUCAUUACUCCUGAAGGUAUGGGUUUUGUGGCUGGACAAGUAGUCAACAAUGGURACGAAUCACAUUUUAUCCCUGGACAGACCAUAAUYACUAUUCAUGGGCCACAAUUUCUACCAGGGCAGUUUUGGAAUGACGAAAACGUUGAWUUCAUACCUGGACAAAGUGUUUUAAAAAAUAAUGGUGAUUGGGAAUUUGUUCCCGGUGUUUGUGUUGGAUCUUCUUUCAUACCCGGAUUAACAGUUGUUGAAGAAGAUAAAAAAGAAUUCAUUCCAGGAAGAAUUGUAGAAACUAAUAAUGAUACUGCUUUCAUACCAGGUAUAACAACUUUAGAUAACAAUGGAAAUACAAAAUUUGUUCCUGGAAUAAGUAUUGAAACAGAAAAUGGAAUAAAAUUUGUAUCUGGAAAUAUUUUAUCAGAUAAUAAUGGAAAUAAACAGUUUAUUUUAGGACACGUGACAAAUUCAGAAAAUGGUGAAAUAAACUUUACAGAAGCCAAGUCAUUACAGGAAGUUGUUUGUUCUGAUGAAGUACAAUCAGGAAUUUUAACAAACGAUUCAUUUUAUCCAAAAGGUGAGAAAUCUGAUGAAGUUUUUGGACAGAUGGUACAAACCGCUUACGGAGUAGAAUUUUAUCCUGGCGAUCAUGUGGGUUUACCAGCUGGAAAMAUWGUUCCAGGAAAAUUAAUACGAAACAAUGGUAUUAGAUUUGUUCCGGGUGUUGUAGUCGAUGACAAAUUUAUACCAGGACAAAAAGUGGUAACAGAUAGAGGAGAGCAGUUUGUACCCGGACAAGUGAUUGAAACUCAAACGGGUCCCAAAUUUGUGCCUGGGCAAGUUGUAGAAACAGAAACUGGUACAAAAUUUGUUCCUGGGCAGACUAUUGAAACCAAAGAUGGAAUAAAAUUUGUACCUGGUCAGAUAGUWGAAACAAAAGCAGGUCCAACGUUUAUACCAGGUCAAAUAAUAUUUACAGAAGAAGAAGGAUCUAGAUUUGUACCAGGUCAAGUUGUUGAUACAAUAGAGGGGCCGCGAUUUGUACCAGGAAGAGUUAUAGAAACUGGAGAUCGUGUAACUUUUGUACCGGGCCAAAUAGUGGAAACCACAGAAGGUUUGAAGUUUAUUGCACCGGAUCUUCAAGAUGCAGAUGAUGGUGGCUGUGAGUUUAGUGUCCAAGGAUUUGAAGUGUCACCAGAAGAACUACAAGUUAUUCAACCCAGUUUUCCUCAAACUUCGUAUUAUACACAAAAUGGUAAAAUGGCUCUAGAUUCAAAAAUGUUGGAACAAUUAUCAUUUGCAGGAAUGAGUAUAGGAAGACAAGUUCCUGCAGAACUUCCAGCAGUUGAUGUAAGCACACUUCCUUCAAUGGAAGUGGCAUAUGACGUUGCAGAGAAAUUGGAACUUAAUAAUGAUAAUACAAUAAAAUUGGCACAUAUAAUUAAUCGAUUAUGUAAGCUAGAUUUAAAAAAUACRUAUUAUGGAUCACCGUUAGUACAAAACUUAAUAAACAAACUGCCUCAAAUYAAAUCGAACGAGAAUGUAGCUGAAGUUAUUGAAAAUAUACUCAAAACUAAUAAAUCGAGUCCUAUAACAGCUUUAAAUGAAAUCUACGUAGUUAUAUUUGAUGAUGGUUUUGUAAUGGAUUUAAAAAAUCCAAAUAAAGUCAAUAUUUUAAAGGAAAUAAUGAAUAAUUCUGAACUUGAAUCUAAUUAUAUUUCUGAAGCAUUUAGUGAAAUUUUGAAUGAUUCGGAAGACUCUAAACUACGCUUAGCAUUUGAACACAUAGCAGAAAAUAAUAUAGAUUUAUUAAAAGAAGUAAAGUUAAAAAUUGAUAUGAAAAAAAUUAACAGUGAAAAAGAAGCAACUGAAGCAUUACAGCGGGCAAUCAUUAGUGUCAUUAAUAAAACCAGUGAAAUAACUGUUAAUCAAAUGUUAAAAGACAAUAAAAGUGAACAAUUCAAUCGAUUGUUAUCUGAUGCCGUCGGUCUUGCUAAAGCAUUAGGUCUGAAAGAAGUAGUUUCAGUACUUAUGGAUGUUCUAGAUGAUCGAAGAUCAGCUGAUAUAUUAGCAUCAGAUAAAAUAACAAUAGAGAUACUAAGAAGAUUAACCGUAAUGAGGAAACUUGCUGAAAGACGGCCAGAGUUCAGUGAAACCUUAAGCGGGAUGUCGGCUGAYCCAAUUGAAGCUAGAUUGGAUCCCAAAUUACGUGAACUGGUUAGAGAAAGCGGAGUUUUAUUACUUCCUCCAGAAACAAACGUUGAAACAUCUUUUGAUGUCCCAGCUGAAUUAUUUAGUCCAGGGAAUAGCUUAGCAAUGGAAGAUUUUAUGGUGAAAUCAAGGAAAAUGGGAAUUUUACUAAUAAUUAAAAAUGGUCUUCAAGCUGUAGUACCACGAGAAGCAGCCAGAUCAGUUUUAACAGGACAGGUUCCAUACACAGUUUUAGAUGAAAAAGGCAUUCACAGAUUUGAACCAAUGAAUGUACUAGAUGCUUUAAACAUUCGUGUAUUUACUUCAGGAAGAUAUUCAAUGUAUAAUUGUGCUAUACAAAAAACGCUAACGGAAGAUGAGGGAACCAUUACUCGUGGUAGUUCAAUUAGUUUGGAUGAUAAACAAUUAAMAAUUGCAGAGGGUGGUGGAGACGAAUAUGAAGUUCUUCAAGAUUAUGAAACAGAACCAGUUGAUGGUGCUGACGAGGAAGAUGAUUUGAUUUUGGAACCUGGUGACAGAGUUGUUGUAUUAAAACAGUCCAAAGAUGACCCGUCGAUGGGCGCCGAGGUUAAACGAAAUUUACUGUUGGACAAUGCAGCGGCCAAACAUAAAAUGUCAGUACGACCAAAUAAAGUACAUCCAACCAAACACAAACCUUUGGAUACAGAUGGGUCAUUGGUUCAAAGUCUUGAAGAACCAACUAAAAUGGGAUAUGUACCUAAUAGCAUACUUAAAAAAAUACCGACUCCUGUUAGAGCGACUGCUGUGGUUCCAGCAGACGGACAAACAUUAUCAAAAAAAGAUGCAAAAUUUAAUAGAGACGUGGUACUCGCAGAAUUAGUAGAAACUGAAGAAGAAUUUGGUCAAGAUAUUCAAGAAGUGGUAGAAAGAUAUUUAAAUCCUCUAGAAUUAAAUGACGCACCAAGAAUAGUGAGGGAUAAUAAAGAUCUUAUAUUCAACAAUUUAAAACAAAUAUCACAGUUCCAUAAUACAGUUCUCAUUGCUGGAUUAAAAUAUGCAGCUAGCGAACCAAAAACUAUGGGCAGAACAUUUCUUCGUUUAGAAAGAGAUUUUGACAAGCAUGUCAAUUAUUGUCAGACAGAACCAGACGCACAGGAUUUUUUGGAACGCAAUUAUGAAGUAAACGAGUAUUUUGAGGAUGAGAGAUUGAAAUUUGGUGACGAUAAAACUCUUUCAGAACACUUGAAAUUACCAAUACAACGAAUUAAUGAUUAUCAAUUACUACUCAAGGAAUUAGUGAAAUACUCAUUACUCAUAGGAGAAGAUACUACUGAUUUAGAAAGAGCUCUGGAAUUGAUGCUAUCAAUUCCACACCGAUUUACCGACACGAAAUUUUUAACUAAUAUAGAAGGAUUUCAUGGCACUAUACAUAAACUGGGCCGAUUGUUAAAACACGGAUGGUACUACGUACAAGACGCCGAAGAUCCUAAAGGGCAUCAGCGCUAUUGCUUUUUAUUUAAAUCUAGAAUCCUUGUCUGUAAAGUUCGUCGUAUAUCUGAAGAUAAAUCUGUCUUCGUACUGAAAGAUAUAAUUAGAUUACCCGAAGUUACUGUAAAAGCAGCUCCAGACAAUAAGCGUGUAUGGAUACUUCAUCAUAGACUAGGAGAAGUUGGAAAUUAUCCUUUCACCUUCAGGGCCAAUGAAGAUUUGAUUCGGGAUCAAUGGAUUACAGAAAUUGAAGAACAUAGAAACGAUUUACGUGAAAAAGAAGAUUUACAAGACCAAUUUUGGGAGCGAGAAUACGUUUCUAUAACAGAAUCUUCUAAAUCUUCUAUUACAGUGACAAAUGUUGAACAUAACAGUGACGAUAUCAAAGUACAAAAACAAAAGGAUGAAGAUCUAUUUGAACCACUUAAAGGUAUUGAAUUAGAUAUUUCUUCAGAAAUUGAAGAAGGUUUAGAUCCUAUUGAAAGGCGAUUAGCACCUAAACCGUUGAAACACGUUGAAGAGCCAAAACGUCCACCACUUACACUUCCACCUAAAGAACCAAUAUUUGAAUGCACAUCACCACCUGAACCUCAAAAACGGCCAGAACCUGAGAAAGUUGAAGAACCUCMUGUGAUUGAAAUGCCUGUUCCACAUCAAGAGGUUAUUGCUGAAAAAGAAAUAAAAGAGGAAGUGCCUAUUCCACCAGUAGAACCAGUUCCAACGGAACCACCUCCACCAGAAAGAUCUCCUUCACCAGCUGAAGAAGAAAUUGAAUCUGAACCAUUAAAAUAUAUAGAAGGUGUUUCAAAACCAUACUUUCAUGUCAAUAUUAAAGGAACUAAUCGUGGAGGUAUUAUUGAAGAGUGUAAUGAAUGGUGGGACACUAAGGGUGAAUUUAAAUCAGGAAGAUCAAUGAAUAACGAAUCUUCUCUCGCAGUUGGAGAAAAUGCAAUAUUUGAAUGUGAAAUUGAGGGUGCUACAAAUGUCACAUGGUUGAAAAAUAACAUGCCAUUACCAAAUACUAUUGCUAAUCGAACUACCAUAACAGAAGAUAAAGAAAAAAAUUUGUAUAAAUUACAAUUAAAUAAAGUAAUAAUGUCAGAUUCAGGAACUUACACCGUUAAAGCUGAAAAUGAUUUAGGAGAGUCUACAAGUACAGCACUCCUAUUUGUUGAAAAUCUUUCUGCAGAUGAAAAGAAAGCAAGAGCUAAAGCGAACGCCCCAAUUUUUGCUGUCAAACUUGCUGAUACUCAGCUUUUAGAGAACACCCAUGCUAGAUUUAUGAUUGAGAUAAAAGGAAAUCCACUGCCUAAAUUGAGAUUUUUCAAAGGAGAUAAAGAAAUAUCUGAAGAAGAUACAAGAAUACAAAUAUUAGAAGUGAAUAAAGAAAAAGGUCUCUAUGAAAUAAUUCUACCUAACGUAAAACCUGAAGAUGCAGGAGAAUAUAGAGUGAUUGCUAGUAAUAAAUACUCCGAAGAAUCAUGUUCUUGUCAUGUUUCAGUUACAAAUGAAAAAGACUUAUGGGCUGGAAUGCAAACAAUAGUACCAGAUGGUACUCCACAUUUUACCUGGUUGAAAAAUGGAAAGCCAUUCAACCCAGAAGAACGGUUUAAAGUAUUAUUCAAGGACGAUGAGGAUUCAUUAGCUUUAGUGUUCCAAAACGUAAAACCGGAAGAUGCUGGUUUAUAUACUUGUAUUGCCUCUACUUGUCAUGGAAAAAUAUCAUGUAGCGCUGAGCUUAGUGUCCAAGGUGUUGUGAAAGAACUAGAUUUGCCUUAUGCUCCGAAAAUAACCACUGAUGUGAAAGAAUUUGAAACGAAAAUCCAAAGCACAGCCAUCUUAGAGGCUAAAGUAAUCGGUGAUCCAUUGCCAGAUAUMAUUUGGUUUAAAAAUAAUGAAGAAAUUAAUGAAAAUGAACGAAUAAAAGUCAUGUUUGAAGAUGAGAUUGCUGCUAUCGUGAUAAAAAAUGUUGAGGUUGAAGAUGAAGGAGAAUAUAAAGUACUUGCCAAAAAUGAUUUAGGAUCUGACACAGAAACAAUCAAUUUAUCGAUCAAAGCCGCUCCAAAGUUCAGAAAAAAUUUAAUUGACUAUGAAGGUGUUACUGGAAAAGAUAUAACAUUAACAGUUGAGAUUGAAGCAUCUCCAAAACCAAUAGUACAAUGGUAUAAAGAUAGUAAAGUUAUAAAAAAAUCGAAUAGAAUAAAAUAUGUUACCGAUGAAGUAUCUGGAGUCUAUACUUUAAUUAUUCAAGAUUGUAAAAUGGAAGAUAUUGGUUUAUAUUCAGUAGUUGCUUCUAACCAAUAUAGUCAAAUAUCUGAUGCUUGUAGAAUUAAUCUUCAAAUGCCUCCCCAAUUUAUCGGUGUUUUAGCAAAAGAGGUUGAAACUUUGGAAGGUGAUUAUGUAUCAUUGAGCGUUAGAGUAGAGGGAGACCCACCACCUCAAGUAAAAUGGUACUUUGAAGAUAAAUUGUUAAUUGCUGAUAAAACACACAUCAAAAUUAACGCUGUAGAAGACGUYCAUACUCUUUUAAUUAGUAAUCUUACUAGGGAAGAUUCAGGCAAAUAUACGUGUGAGAUAAGUAACGAGUUUGGGAAAAAUACAAGCGAAGGAAAAUUGUUAGUCAAAUGUCCACCAAUUUUUGAAACACCUUUAACUGAUACAAAAGCAAUUGAAGGGGAUACAAACGUAGAGUUUACUGUAAAAUUGAAUUCUUAUCCAAAAUCGUCAAUUCAAUGGUUCCGAGAGGAAGAAGAAAUAACAGAAACAACUACAGAAUUCGCUUUUUCCGAAGAUGGAGAUAAUUUCAAGCUAAUUAUAAAAGAAGCAAAGACUAAAUUAGCUGGCACAUAUAAAUGUAGAGCAACAAACGAAAUUGGAACCUAUGAUUCGGAAGCCACUCUUACAGUUAUGUCACAACCUACAUUUAAGAAAGGAUUAAGUGACAUGGAGGUAACGGAAGGAGGAAUGCUAAAGCUGCAAGUGACUUGUCAYGGAAGCCCUAUUCCAGAAAUUAAAUGGUUCAAAGAUGGCAAAGAAGUACGUAGUGAUGCCCACAUCAAAAUAUCAAAAGACAAAAAAAGAGUGGAGAAUUUUAGUCUCACUGUCAAUCUUAUAAAAGUAGAAGAUGGUGGAGAAUAUGAAGUUAGAGCAACUAACGAAAUGGGGACAGCUAUUACUAAGAGUAUAGUAAAUAUCCUAGCGAAACAUUCAACUGAUUUCAAUGACGAUGAUAGUGAAUCAGCUAAAAAUAAAAAUGAGGAUAUGGAAGAAAAAGUAGAUAAAAAAGAAAAAGUGACAUUGCCAAUCAAAAUCGACAAAAUGGAAAGCACCAAGGAGAAAUUAGUGGAAAUAAAUGUGGAAGAAGAUAGAAAAAUUGGUAUUUCAUCUAAAACUAAUAUAGAUGGUGAUAAAUCUAUCAAAACCGAGGAAAGCUUAGUUAUAAUGAGCAGCCAGUCAGGAGAAUUUAGUUGCGUGGAAAUGAGUUGGGAAGAAUCUUCUAUUAAAUGUAAAAAUUACUAUGGAAUUGUAGAGGAACCUAGGGAUGAACGAAUUAUACCAAUUAAAAUAGAUAGAAGUAUAUCAAUUCACACAGCUUCUGACGAAGAAGAAGAACCAUUUUGGGUAAUUGAAAGUGUAAAAAAACACGAAGAAGUAAGAAAUGAGAUUAAAAAAAUGAAAGAUAAUAAAAGCUUUCAAGCGUCAUUAGGAGAUAAUUAUGAUGAAGACGACGAUAAUUCUUUAAUAGAACUACUAAAACGAGUACAAAAACAGCGAAAUGAUUUAGAAGAUAUAUUGGAAAAGGAAAACUAUACUAUGAAUAAAUUUGAGGUAAAUCAUACAGACAAUAUAUUAUCACGGAGUAAUAGCAUGUUAAGUGAAUCUUCUACACUAAAAGCAAGAUCAGUUUCAAGGUUAUCAUCUUUAGAAGAGAAUAUAAACAAUCCAUAUUUAGCUCAUCCAGAGCUAUCGGAAAAUUUAAUAAAUGAAUUAAUUCCAAAUAAUUCUAAUACUUGUACAAAAAUUAAAAAAGAAACCUCAUUAAUUUCAGAUAAUUUUUCAAAACAACUUAUUAGUAACAAAAUCUAURAUUCAGAUGAACGAAAAAAAGGUAUUUUGUCUACUGAUACAUUAGGGAAUAGCUGCGAACAUUCGGAUGAAAAAUAUUCAAAACACGGAGAAAAAGUUUUGAAUAGGGCUGAUAGAAAUUCAAUAUCAAGACUGUCUUCUAUAGAAGAAUGUGAUAAUUCUUUAUUGUCUGAGAAAAAUAUUAAAGCGUUUUCUGAAACACCAAAAAGAUUAUCGUUGUCUAGAUUGCCUUCUACUGAGUAUAAAAAACAGGAUUUCACUCUGGAAAAWUCUAUUUCACCUAUUAUUAAACAAGAUGAAUCAAAUAAAGAAUCAAUUUCCAAAUUAUCCCCUCGAUAUACAACAGAAGAAUAUGAAAAUAAAUUAACUAUAAUGAAUAAUACAAUUGAUGAUAAAGUCAAACCAAUAAUAGAGCAAAAUUUAAAUGAGUCAAUUCAUUUUUCUGGCAAGCAUGAUUACUUAAAUAAUUUAAAUGAUAAACUAAAAAGUAAUUAUAAAACAGCUUUAGACAAUGAUAAAUCAAAUGAAUCUACUCCCUUACACAUGUCUAAUAUCGAUGAAGCUGACUUUCGUAGAAAAUCAUUAAUAAGACAGUCUAGUAUGAUAAGUGAUGCUCUAAGUGCGAUGUGUACUGAAAUUUCCGAGGAUAAUAAAUAUAAUGAACAAAAAAAACACUCUAUUAAAGAAAAUAAUACUUAUUUUAAAUCCACUUUAAAAGAAAAAACUGAUAACAAUUUAUUGACACCUUUAAUUAAACCUGAAAGUACUAAAAAAUGUUCAACAUUUGACGAAGGUGAUAUAACAGAUUCUUUAGUUGGAAAUUCUAGCAUUUCAAAAAUCGCGUGUGAUGAAAGCAUUGAAAAUAGUUCAACAACUAAAUUAAAUUCUGCCGAUACAUCUGAAAUUAAUGAUAAGUCAUAUGACUCGUUACCAUCAAAAGAAUAUUCUAAAAUAUCAAAUACUGAACCAUUARGGAAAUUCUUAAGCUCCGAGUUAAAUCAAAAUAUAUUAACUGAUUUAAUUACGAAAAAAUCAGAAUCCGAUCUUCAAAAUGGAACUUUAUACAAUAACUCUCAAACUUCAAAUGAAUUCGUUCCUAAUUUGUCAAAUAUUGAAAAUGAAAGUUCUUUGUUAGAUAAGGAAAAUAAUUUAAAUAAUGAGCAGCACUCAACAUUUGAAUCUUUGUCAAAAGAUAAGAAUCUGGAUAUAAUUUUACCUAAGAAAGCUAUUCCAUCAAGUGAUAUUGAAAAUUCUAUAAACAAUUUGCAACCUAAAGAUUUAACAAAUGUCCCAUUGUUAYACCAAAAAGAAAGAGGAAAUAACACCAAUAACUUACAAAUUCCGAUUAAAGAAAAUUCUAUCGAUAAAGAAGACGAUAUGGUUGAACAACCUAUUCCAAGUUUAUCAGAUAAAGUAAAUGUUAAGUUACCACUAAGAACGCAGCGAAAAGAAGUUAUUGAAUGUAGUACAUCUAAUAGCAGUACGAACAUAUUACAUGAUGAUUCUCUUUCAUUAAAUUAUUUUGAUAAUUCUAAAAAUAUAGUGGAAGAUUUAAAUCCUGAUAAUUCAAUUCGUCUCUCAUUAUCAAAAGAUAUAAUAGAUUCCAACAUUUUGAAUAAACAUUUAGUUACUAAAGAAAACGAUUUAAAUAACACUAAAAUUGCAAAUAUCAAAGCAAAAGUAGAUAAAAUAGUUGACGAGGAUUCUCURAAUGAUACGAAUAAAGAAACUGAAAAUAUAUCAACAUUUAAAACUUUUAAUGCACUAAAAGAAGAAAACUAUGAUACGGCAAGAAGUGRAGGGAAACAAAUAGGAGUGCCUCCGAAGAUUAUAUCUGGUAUGGAUGAUGAUGAAACUUAUGAAUCACUUACAAAAGUAUUUAAUGUCAAAGCUCGUGGUGUUCCUAAACCAAAAGUUCAAUGGUUCAAAGACGGCAAUGAAUUAUCAAAYACUAGAAAUAUCAAAAUUAAUGAUUCCGAUGAAGACGAAUCAUUUAAAUUAACUAUUCAAGAUUUAAGAGUGGCUGAUUCUGGUUCAUAUUGCUGUAAACUAACUAAUGAAGUAGGAGAAGAUAUGAAAUCAGCAAAACUUAACGUACAAGAUGUAGAACUGCUCCGUGGGCCCAAAAUAAGAAAACCACUAACUGAUUUAGAAGUUAAAAAAGGUCAAAAAGUUGAAUGGUCAAUAACGCUCAUAGCUGAUCCCAUUCCAGACGUUGAAUGGACUUGUGAUGGCAAUAAUGUCAAUGCUGAUUUUAGUAUUGAUUCAUCUGAAAUAGCUAAUGGCCUUAAGGAAUGUACUUUUACAAUGAUAAUUCCAACUUCUGAACUUAGUGAUACCGGUGUUUACCGAGUAAAAGCAACUAAUAAGUUUGAUUCAGCUGAAUGUAGCGCUCGUCUAGAUAUUGUAAUGAAACCUGAAAUAGAAGGAUUCCAUGACAUCACUGUAAUACCGUCCAUGGAAGCGGUAUUUGAAGCAAUUAUUCAUGCAGUACCUAAGCCUAAAAUUGUGUGGACUAUUAAUGGAAAAGAUUUAUCAGAACGAGAAUUUGUAAAACUCACAAGUGAAGAAUUAGAUAAAGAUAUAACAAAGUUCAAAAUAGUUAUUGGAGAUGUUAAUCCAGAAGAGGAAGGUGAAUAUGUAGUUAAAGCUUGGAAUAAAGUGGGCGAAACUACUGCCAUAGCUAACCUUAAACUUCAUACUGAGAGACCUUCAUUUGUUAAAUUGAUGGAAGAUUUAACGAUACAAGAAUAUGAAGAAGUUCAGCUAUCUGUACGAGUUAAUGGGAUUCCAAAACCUAAAAUCACUUGGUUUAAAAAUGGGGAAGUCGUAAUACCUGACUUAAGAAUCAGUAUACAUACAAAUGAAGAAGGCCAAAUUAAAAGUACUCUUACCAUAGACCAUUUCAGCAGUUUAGAUAUUGCAAACUUCUCAGUUAAAGCUGUAAAUAUGAUUGGUGAAGCUGAAACAUCAUCAAAUUUAACUAUGGCAGAAAUAAUGCCCUCUUUUGUAAAACCUUUUGAACGGAUAACAGAAGGUGUUGAAGGAUCACCAAUUGAAAUUCAAACACAACUUAUUGGAAGCCCUCGUCCUCAUGUUGCAUGGUAUAAAGAUGGGGAAGAGCUUAAAAAUAUGGAAGGAAAUAAUAAGGAUGAUGAACCACAACAUAUUUCCCUAGAAGCAAAUCCAAACGGCAUUAUUUCGAUGAAAAUUGAUAAAGUUGAACAAGCAGAUUGUGGUGCAUAUAAAAUAAUAGCGACUAAUAAUUUUGGUACAAGUGCUACUAAUACUGCAUUGGUAGUUAAUGAAUUACCCAAAAAGCCAGUUAUAAUUAAACACCCAAAUCAAGUAGACGUCAGUGAGGGUGAAAUUUUAAAAAUAGAAGCUCAAUACGUAGCCUAUCCAGAUGCUAUUGUAAAAUGGUAUAAAGAUGGACAUGUAUUACAUCCUUGUCCUCAAAUUGAUUUUGUGAUGGGUCCCAACGGCAAUAUUGCUCUAGUAAUUGAAAAAGCAACACUUGGAGACGCUGGUGACUAUGAAAUUGCUGUAUCAAAUGAACUGGGUAAAGCAUCUGGUCAAAUUCAAGUUAAAGUAAGACCAGCAGCUACAGUACCAGCUUUUAUCACGCCUUUAAGAGAUUCUAAAGUUGUAGAAGGAUUUCCAGCGAAAUUACCCUUUAGGAUAUCUGGUUUUCCACUACCAGAAAUGGCAUGGACAAUCAAUGACAAGCCAUUAAUAGUGGAUGGAGAAAAGAUCAAAAUAGCACAUGAACCUGAUGGUCUUCAUUAUUUAUUGAUUGAAAAAGCUGGUCCAGAACACGCAGGCAAACUUGCAAUAAUUGCUUCAAAUGAUAAUGGAAAUUCUGUAUCAGAGGCUAAACUUUCGGUAACUUCAAAAAUAAACACUGAUUCGUUAGAAUCUAAACCAGAGUUUCUUCAUGGACUUAAAGAUACCACAGUAGAAGAAAGCAAUGCAUUAACGUUAUUAGCUCCAUUCCUUGGUAACCCUAUACCAGACGUUAAGUGGGAAAAAGACGGAAAAGUAUUACAGCCAUGCAAUAAAGUUCAUUUUACCUGUGAUGGUUAUAAAGUUGGACUUGAAGUACUUGAUACCAACACAGGAGAUGCUGGACAGUAUACUUGCACUUUAACAAAUAAUCUAGGAUCUACCAAAUCUGACUGUCAAGUCGGCAUUCGUAAACUUUAUCAAGCUCCUGUUUUCACGCAACGUUUUUCACAUAAUCAACAAUUGCUUUCAAGAGACGCUAAAUUCCAUGCUCGAGUCACUGGAGUUCCAUCUCCAAAUAUUAUAUGGCAUAAAAAUGGUCAUCAACUUACGAAUGGAGAUAAAUACAAAUUAAAACGUGAUGGGGAAGUAUGUAGCCUUACUAUAAAGGAUGUAAAUAGUGAUGACKCGGGAYUGUACAGCUGUAUUGCAACCAACAGAGAUGGAACAGCUACAUGCGAAGCACAACUUUCAAUAGCUCCACGAAUUGUUGAUGAAUCUAGGAAACAAGAACCACCAUCCUUUAUGAAGAAAAUUGGUGAUUGUGAAGUUUAUGAUGGAAUGACAGCUAAAUUUACUGCAUGUGCUACUGGAUGGCCAGAACCUGAGUAUGAGUGGUUUUUAGAUACUAAUAGAUUAUAUGAAACUGAAAGGAUUAGAAUGGAAAAAGAAGGUUCUGGUUUGCUGCGAUUAAAAAUAUUACAUGCCGAUUCAAUUAUUGAUUCUGGUCGAUACAAAUUACGAAUCUAUAACCCCCAUGGAGAAGCCUAUUGUGAAGCAAGCAUUAUAUUUGAUAAUGGUUUGGAUUCGCGUUCAAAACGCCCGGUCGGUGAACUUUACAAAGACUUUGACCGAUAUCGUGCAACUGGAGCACCGCUACCAUUACCUGAUCCUCCUUCAAUUACUCGAAUGUCUGAUAAAAGACUUACUCUUACAUGGAAACCUUCUUUACCAAUCACGCCAAGGACUCCAGUAACAUAUUUAGUAGAAAUGGAAGAACAGCCAAAAGGUGAAUGGACAACAGUGAGAGCCGGUAUUCGAGGUUGUGCUUGCGAUAUACAUAAUUUAAUACCAUUUAGAGAUUAUAAGUUCCGAGUUAGAGUUGAAAAUAACUAUGGAAUUAGUGAUCCUUCGCCAUUUGUCCUGACAUACAGAGAAAAGUUAGAGCCAGAUCCACCUAAAUUUACUCCUUAUCUACAAAUAGGAACUAACUUUAAGCCAGAAUCAUCGCCUUAUUUCCCGAAAGAUUUCGAUAUUGAAAGACCUCCUCAUGACAACUACGCACAAGCGCCGAGGUUUUUACAUCAAGAACAUGAUACGCAAUAUGGUGUUAAAGGUCAUAAUGCAAAUUUAUAUUGGUUUGUUUAUGGAUAUCCAAAACCAAAAAUGCAAUAUUAUUUUGAUAAUCAGUUAAUAGAAAUGGGUGGUCGUUAUGAUUCAAGCUAUACCCGAAAUGGCCAAGCUACACUAUUUAUUAAUAAGAUGUUGGAUCGCGAUAUAGGAACAUAUGAAGCGGUUGCAACAAAUGAACAUGGAACAGCUAGACAAAGAGUUAGAUUACAAAUUGCUGAGUACCCUAAAUUCAUAAAACGACCCGAAGAAAUGUAUGUAAUUUUACGUAAAAACUGUAAAUUAGAAGCUAGAGUUAUUGGUGUUCCGUAUCCAGAAAUAAAAUGGUUUAAAGAUUGGAAACCUUUGGUCGAUUCUGCUAGAAUUCAAAUUGAACAAGUAGAACCAAAUGUUUGUAUACUCCGUAUCGAAGAUGUUAUUAUGAAAGACGAGGGGUUGUAUAGUAUAAGUGCUCGUAAUUUAGCUGGAUCAAUAUCUACAUCAGUGGCUAUACAUGUCGAGGACCGGGAAUCUGAUUAUUCAUACAACGGUAAAACUGACAUAAAAUGGAAGAAAAAAGAUUUUUCAGAAUUAUAUGAUAUUGGAGACGAGUUGGGACGCGGUACACAGGGUGUUGUGUACCACGCAGUAGAAAGAUCAACGGGUAGAAAUUACGCUGCCAAGGUUAUGCAUGCAAAAGGAGAUCAUUUGACGAAAUUAAUGGACAAUGAGCUAAAAAUAAUGACUGAUUUGAGCAAUAGACGAAUUAUUCGUAUUCAUGAUGCAUAUCAGACUUCCAGAACAUACACAUUAAUCACAGAACUUGCUGGAGGUGGUGAGCUUUUGGAUAUUCUAACCAAACAUUCUUUCCUCACAGAAUAUGAUAUAGCUUUAUAUAUAAUUCAACUACUAAAGGCUUUGAAGUACAUGCACGAUUUUGAAAUUGCCCAUUUGGGACUGACACCUGGAGAUUUACUAAUAUCUCACCCAGGAGGCGAUACAUUAAAGUUAUGUGAUUUUGGACUCAGCAGAAAAAUUAAUAGAAGAAAAUUGGAACCAGUUGAUUAUGGUAUGCCAGAGUUUAUUUCUCCUGAAAUAGCUAAAGGAGAAGGCGUUGACCUUUCAUCCGAUAUGUGGUCAGUUGGAGUGAUAACUCAUUUACUUUUAACUGGAGUAUCAUUAUUCCGUUGUGUAAAUGAUGCUGAUACUUUGAAUCGAGUAAAAAGUGGAUCUUAUACACUUAGUACCAAAAUCAGCGAUUUAGCUAGGGACUUUAUCUCAAAACUGUUAGUAUAUAACUCUAAUGAUCGUCUGGAUGUUAUAAGUGCUCUACAGCAUCCCUGGUUACAAUUUGGUGAAGAUAUACCCGCAGGAACUAGUCAAAUAAACACAGAUUCUCUUCGAAAUUAUUACAACAACUUGAAGGAUUGGUAUAGUAACUCGUCUUGUAGAAAUUGGUAUAGACGCCGUCCAUUGUCUUCUGCAUUCACUCAUCCAUCAAAAAUGAUUUAUCCGCCUAGUUUAAAUUGCACUCCAAGUCCUACUCCAGAACCAGAAAUAAAGCCACCAAAGAAACAUGUACCAUCAUGGAAAGAUAAACUUCCAUCCAAAGAGCCAAUAGAUACAGAAAUAGGAAUAAUUAAAUCAGAAAGUCACUAUCAAUAUGGYCCCGAUACAUAUUUGUUACAAUUAAGAGACACAAAUUUCCCAGUGCGUUUAAGAGAAUACAUGAAAGUUGCCGGUAAAAGUUUAACACUUAGAGGAGGAAGUGAUUCACAUUUAGACUGGGAGGCUCCAGUUAUUCGUGAAAGAAGGAAAUUUACAGAUAUCAUGGAUGAAGAAAUUGAAGAUGAACAAAAAGCGAGAAUCAGCAAAUAUGGUGCUGACAUUUACACAUUAAGGAGACUUAAACAAGAAAUAGGCUCUAGACCAACUGCUCAUGUAGAAGCAGAAGCAAUUUUAGAAUCAAGAAUUGAUGGACAACCGCCAUUCUUUAGAGAAAAGCCUCAAAAAUUACCAGUUGAACCAGAUAAACCAGUUGAUCUUAUGUGCUUAGCUGUUGGAGUACCAAAACCAUUAGUUCAGUGGUUCAAAAAUGAUAUAGUUUUAACUGAAAGUCAUAGAAUAAAAAUGUUAGAAGAUAAUGAUGGAAGAUCUAUUCUCAGAUUAGAUCCAGCUACAGAGUUGGAUCUAGGAAUAUAUAAAGUUGUGGCCAGAAAUAAAUUUGGACAAACUACAGCAAGAGCUCGGCUCGUUUUAGCACACGAACCUGGACCUAUGGAAGCACCGAUAGUAAAAGAAUAUUCUGAUACUGAAAUUUUGUUACGAUGGGAACAUCCGAAACAUGAUGGAAAUGCUCCAAUAUUAUGCUAUCAAUUGGAAGUACGAGAAAAUGAAGGUGAAUGGGAAUUGGUGGCUAAAAAUAUUGAUCACGAAUUUUGGCUAAUGCAAAACCUUCGACCUUACACAAAUUAUGAAUUCAGAUUAGCAGCAAUGAACCAUAUUGCUUGGGGUCCAACUGGACCAUCUUCACCAAUGGUUCGAACACAUUUCCCCGAUGCGCAAAAAUUGGAAGUUCCAUCGGCGAUGUUAAAUUUACAGAUAAUAACUGAAAGUGGACGAGAAAUAAUUGGUGACGAGCCUCGCAAUAGUUUAGAUUAUUCACUUGAGUAUAAACCAAUAGAUUGGGCAGAACAGCCUCCUAUAGAAAAAUAUCGUUUUAUUUCUGAAAUAGCAAGAGGGCGAUUCUCCGUCAUACUGAAAGGAAUAAAUACAUCAAAUGAUUCAAUUGUAGUGGCGAAAUUAUUGGAGAUUACACCCGACACUGAAUCACGAGUUACACACGAAUUUAAUGUUCUUAAAUCAUUGAAACACGAACGAAUAGCAUACCUCAUUGAGGCUUUUAAGCUAGAAAAUGCACCUGUUGCUGUUUUCAUUCAAGAAAAAUUACAAGGAGCAGAUAUACUGACUUACUUAUCAACAAAAGAACAUUAUUCGGAACAAACCGUUGCUACGAUUGUCACUCAAGUAUUAGAUGGAUUGCAAUACUUACACUGGCGAGGCUAUGCCCAUUUGGAUUUGCAACCGGACAAUAUAGUGAUGGCUUCCGUGCGGACCAUACAGGUCAAACUGAUCGACUUCGGAUGCGCGCAGAAAGUCAGUAAGCUAGGAGCCGUUKUAGGAGCAAACAGCGUCUUGGAGUUCACAGCGCCGGAGAUUUUGUGCGAUGAACCUGCGUACCCAUACUCCGAUAUUUGGUCACUCGGAGUGAUCGCAUACACGUUGCUAUCUGGCAUGUCUCCGUUCAGAGGAUCUAAYGAUACGGAAACUAGGCAAAACAUCACAUUCGUCCGAUAUAGAUUUGAAUAUCUGUACAAGGACUUAUCGCAAGAAGCCACUAGAUUCUUAAUGUUAUUAUUUAAAAGAACACCAACUAAACGACCAUCAGCGGAAGAAUGCCAUGAACAUAGAUGGCUUUUACCUACAGAAUAUAUGAUUAAGAAAAGAGAAAAAACCAUGUUUAAUUCUUAUAAAUUACAGCAUUUUGCCAAAGAGUAUCAUGAAAACAGGACCAAAUUGGSAACUUCGUCUCAAAAAUUGUUGGGAGCCUUAGGAACGAGGCAAAUUGGACUUGGUCGAUCAAAUAGCGUAGUUGAUGAACUGCUUAUCUUCAAAUAAAUGUAGCAGAAACGACUUCACCAAUUUAAUAUAAAGUUAAUUUUAAAUCUGUUAUUAUAUCAGAAACAUUACAAUGUUAUUAUGUUAUAUUAUAUUAUUAUCAAUGUAAUUGUACAUGUUUUAUUGAUUAAAUUAUUGUUAAUUUAAAAUAAAUAGGCUUAGAGUUACUUAUUUCUCGARUAUCAGUGCAUGCCAUCAAUGUACAGUAUCAAUAUAUAAUUCAAACAUGUAAUAAAUACCUAAAUCAAACAUA
Messenger RNA from Diuraphis noxia (Russian wheat aphid), 18544 nucleotides. RefSeq names its product Obscurin (gene Obsc). Gene Ontology annotation, molecular function: guanyl-nucleotide exchange factor activity; protein binding; ATP binding. Gene Ontology annotation, biological process: protein phosphorylation. Lineage: Eukaryota; Metazoa; Arthropoda; Insecta; Hemiptera; Aphididae. The record is from RefSeq and is a predicted model, not a curated record.